AUGGACUUGUUCAGGCGAUCAAAAUCGGGCGCGGGACGCCAUUCAGAACUUCCGACGUCGGAUGAGAAGCGUUCAAGAAACAAGGGGCUGUCGUCCAGCUUGGCCUUUUUCCAGCGGCCACUGCGUCUGCGCGGCAACUCUGCAGUCUCCAUCCCAUUGGGCGUCGUUCUCGUCUUCCCGGUGCUGGUGGUUGUGCUCAUCCUGGUCCUGUUCGUCAGGCAUCCCAGCUCUCCAGGCAGGAUAUUGAUGCCCGCCGGCUCGCCGCCCGCUAUUCGAAAAAUCAGCGAAAAGCAUGACAAGGUCUUCGUUACCGGCUGUCUCGAGCCCGAUACAUCGACGCCCCGAGCCAACGCUGCAUUCGUUGUCUUGGCCCGCAACAAGGAGAUUGAUGGAGUCAUCCAGUCCAUCAAGUCUGUUGAGCGACACUUCAACCGAUGGUACCACUACCCCUAUGUGUUCCUCAACGACGCAGACUUCGACGAAAACUUCAAGGCGACUGUGAGGAACUAUACUUCGGCAAACGUCGAGUUUGGCAAGGUUGAGCCGGGCACAUGGGGCUUCCCCGACUGGAUCGAUGAGAAGGUCGCAAAGGAGGGUAUUGCCAAGCAGGGUGAUGCUGCCGUCAUGUAUGGUGGUAUGGAGAGUUACCACUUCAUGUGCCGCUUCUACUCUGGCUUCUUCUACAACCACCCUCUGCUGCUAAAGUACGAGUGGUACUGGCGCGUCGAGCCCGAAAUCACUUACUUCUGCGACAUUACCUACGACCCAUUCCUCAAGAUGAUCGAGAACAACAAGACGUAUGGCUUCACGAUUGCGGUCAAGGAGCUUCGCGAAACCGUCCCCAACAUCUUCCGUUAUGCCUCGGCUUAUAAGCGAACGAACAACCUGACGUCACAGGGUCUUUGGGAGAUGUUUGUGGAACCCCAGGAACACAAGGAGGAGCACGAGGACCCCAACCCACCACUGCCCGACGAAGUUUUGCAGGGAAAGCCGGCCAGUCUACCCCCCAUUGAUCCCGAGGCUAUGGAGGGGGAAAAAUACAACAUGUGCCACUUUUGGUCCAACUUCGAAAUCGCAAAGCUCAGCUGGUUCCGCAGCAAGGAGUAUAACGAUUUCUUCCAGAUGAUGGACCGGAGUGGUGGAUUCUGGAUGGAACGGUGGGGAGAUGCUCCCAUCCACUCUCUAGCUGCCGGUGCUCUGCUAGCCCCUCGAGACAUUCACUACUUCAGAGACUUUGGAUAUCGACACACGACUAUCCAGCACUGCCCCGCCAAUGCCCCUGCUCGACAGCUUCCUCGACCCCCCUUCCUCGAGAUGACGACUCCGGAUGAGCGGAAACGAAAAGAAGAAGACGAGUACUGGGAAAGCUGGGACGAACCCAAGGAGAACGGAGUCGGAUGCCGCUGCCGAUGUGAUACCGACAUUGUUGACGUUGAGGGUAAGGACGGUUCAUGUCUGGCCGAGUGGGUUGACGUCGCAGGUGGCUGGGCCUCACCAUAA
Messenger RNA from Trichoderma aggressivum f. europaeum, 1500 nucleotides. RefSeq names its product CAZyme family GT15. The record is from RefSeq and is a predicted model, not a curated record. Gene Ontology annotation, biological process: cell wall mannoprotein biosynthetic process; protein N-linked glycosylation. Gene Ontology annotation, cellular component: Golgi apparatus; membrane. The coding region runs from base 1 to 1500 and encodes 499 amino acids. Gene Ontology annotation, molecular function: alpha-1,2-mannosyltransferase activity. The transcript is spliced from 5 exons. NCBI's taxonomy places the organism in Eukaryota, Fungi, Ascomycota, Sordariomycetes, Hypocreales, Hypocreaceae.